Molecule: messenger RNA, 835 nt
Organism: Rubroshorea leprosula
Lineage: Eukaryota; Viridiplantae; Streptophyta; Magnoliopsida; Malvales; Dipterocarpaceae
Source: the annotation of a GenBank genome assembly
CACACCAGUCGACUUCAUUCUUUAAAAUUCAAAGGUUUAUUCAUCAUUAUUCACCAUUUCCAGAUAUGGCUUUCGCAUUGUCUUGCUCCUCUUCACCAUUGCUAUUCAACAAGGCCAGGUCAAGUUCCACCAAGGGUAUUUCCCCAUGUUCUGUUUUCUUUCCGCCAUUGACAUCUUCCAACAACAGCCCAUCUCAUCGGCUGUAUGUUGUGAGAGCUCAGACCACCGGCGGAGACAACAAGGAUACGUCAGGGGAUGCGCAUGUCGAUAAAAAUAAUCAUGGGAAGGCCAAUGAAAGGAGACCUAAACACUGGGCUAUGGAUAUCUCUCCUUCAGGUUCUUUUGACCCAUUGUCUCCGGUGAGGAUAAUGCUUCACAUGCUAGACACCAUGUACAGAAUAUUCGAUGAUACCAUACUAUUCCCUAGCCAGACAGGUAGCGAGAUGCGUGCACCUUGGGACAUCCAUGACGAUGAAAACGGAAUCAAGAUGCGGUUCGACAUGCCAGGACUUUCCAAGGAGGACGUCAAGGUCUCAGUGGAGGACGGUGUGCUCAUCAUCAGAGGAGAGCCCAAGAAGGAAGGAGGAGGAGGUGAUUCAUGUAGUAGCAGGAACUUCAAUAAAUACGAUGCACAUCUUCAACUUCCCGAUAACUAUGAGAAAAACAAGAUCAAAGCAGAGCUCAAGAAUGGAGUUCUGUCCAUCUCCAUUCCUAAGAACAAAGUAGGGAAAAAGGUCAUUGAUGUCAAAAUUGAGUAAAUGGUCUCUGUUUUGUGUAUUAUCUUCCCUGUUUUUAAUCUCUGAGGGACAUUUGUGAAUAAGAGUUUCAAAAAGUG